CCUAUAAAUAUAGACGCACCGCGCAGUGGAGUAGAUGCCAUUGCUAACAAGCACGACGUAGGAUACGAUAAUCUGCUAAAGGAAGCAAGAGAACGACCAUUUACAGAAGAAGAGUUUAGACAACGAGUUCAACAGUUGGAUGCAAAAGCUAUAAUUGAUUUCGCAAUUGACUGGACUCAUACACGAAAUUGGCAUUCAUUUGUGGGAAAAUACGGCCUGAAAUUGAAGACAGCUGUUGAACAACGUAUUGGAAAAACUUUGUAGCCGAAACAACCAAAUGCCGAAAAAACAGAAUUAUGAUAUUCCACCGUGGGAACGGUCUAAUUGGGAGUUCAUGCAUGAAGGCCAGAAACGCUAUGCCUAUGAACAAUGGCUAAUGUCUCGUGUUCGCCGUGGUUUGCCUAUAGAUCACGACCGUCCAUCAGCAUCUGGUUCAGCCACUGGAACAAGUUCUGUAGACGAACAUCACGUCGACCACGAGGUAUCAAACAGCGAAGAAGACGAAGACGAACAAGGACCAGAAGAAACACAACAACAUUCUGAACCACAACGUUUAGUACCAUAUUCUGAUAGUGACGAAGGUAUGAGUUCGCCAAUGCAGGUAGAUUCAGGUAAACGUCAGGCUGCAGCAGGUCAUUCUGGUGGGUCUAAGAAAAAAAAAAAAAACGUUAACAGGUACUGCAGCACCAUCUGCUAACGUACUGGGUGAUUCUCCUAAUACUCGUGUUGAUCCGUUACCUGCUCCUUCUAUAUUAGAUACUGGUAAUAUUACAAGAUAUCGCAAAGUACAUAGAAUUUUCACAUAUGGUUUAGCACAUACAGUGAUUGAACAUGAAAAGGUAGUAUGCAUGGUUACUCCUUUGGCAGAAAUUCCCAUUGAUAGGCCAUUUUUGUAUAUGACACCUUCUGAAUUCGAUUUAUUAUCUGAUGGUAGUAGAAUUGUUCAUUGUUCUGUAAAAGUAAUUACACGAAAUCCUAGAAUUGCUUUUCCCACUAAUUCAAGUGGUACAGAACUUGCAACAUUAAAUCAAAAUAAGAAUAUGAUUACAAGUGAAGGGAUUAAUUUGAAAAUACCGGGUAUUAAUGUAAAACCUACAGCAUUUACAGCAAAUGCACCUAUGGAAACAACUGCCAUAGAUCAUAAACGAAAGUUUGAUUCCAUUUGGAAGUCAUGGUAUGGUUAUAGAAAUGAUGAAGCAGAGUUUCUUACUAAAGUGCCUGCACAUCAAUUUGGACAACCCAUUAAUUUGAAAUAUUAUUGUGCGUGUGUUUCUAGCUCAAAAGAUAAGGGUUUACAUAAUUGGGGUUGGAAAUGUGUACAGUCUUGUGUUUCGGAAGUAGAUGCAGAUGCACGAACAGGAAGUGUUAUUGUUGACUAUACUUACACACCAACAUUAGGUUUUCUCAAAAUUCCAAAAGUAGCCAAUGUUGAUAUUUUUCCUAUUACAAAUACUGCUCAAAAUGUAAUUCAAAGGUAUAAUAUUAAUGCUGAUAAGCACUGUAAACCUUUUAUGUCAUGUGAUAGUUUUUCUUUAACCCCUUUUGAACCAGCAAGAAUGGAAGAACAAUUAGUAGGAGCUGUUACUCCAGUCACAAAUGCAGAAGCAUCUGGAUAUAAUAAUUUAAUAGAAAAAGCUGAUAUUGCUUCUGCCGGGUAUAAUAUUAGACUUCAUGAUACAAAUGUUCAACUGAGCCUUCAUGUAGGCAUUAAUCCUACAUAUGCUUUAAGUACAAGCAGUUUAAAUAGUGAUGUUACAAAAUAUACUGAUACUCAAAUGUUAUUUGAAGUUAUUGCAGAAUGUUCAGUGUAUGCAGAUGGUCUACAGACACAUUACCCUAGAGCAACUGUAUCAAAUGUUCAAGUAUCAGAUAUGAUUUAUAUGUCUAAUGUAAAAAGGAAUGAGGAAUCAUCUGUUUAUAAGCGUCAAUAUGAAAUUAAACAAUUGUAA
Messenger RNA from Schistocerca piceifrons (Central American locust), 1949 nucleotides. RefSeq lists its product as uncharacterized. Gene Ontology annotation, molecular function: structural molecule activity. The record is from RefSeq and is a predicted model, not a curated record. The transcript is spliced from 2 exons. NCBI's taxonomy places the organism in Eukaryota, Metazoa, Arthropoda, Insecta, Orthoptera, Acrididae. Bases 849 to 1949 code for a protein of 366 amino acids.